Messenger RNA from Drosophila hydei, 929 nucleotides. Its product is annotated as chymotrypsin-2. Gene Ontology annotation, biological process: proteolysis. Bases 34 to 897 code for a protein of 287 amino acids. The record is from RefSeq and is a predicted model, not a curated record. Gene Ontology annotation, molecular function: serine-type endopeptidase activity. NCBI's taxonomy places the organism in Eukaryota, Metazoa, Arthropoda, Insecta, Diptera, Drosophilidae. The transcript has a single exon.
UGAAUUUUAGUUUCAAUUCAAGACUUCACUACAAUGGCAUCAGUUUCGAGAUCAGCGUGGCUCUUCAGUCUCUAUCUCUGCCUCUGUCUCUGUCUCGGCGCGGAGGGGCUGCGCCAGCGUGGGCAGCAGCUGCUGCCAGGCGAAGCAGCUGAGGGCACGCAUCUGCGCUCCAAUCCUAAACCUAUUCAGGGCCGCAUUGCGGGUGGUCAGCAGGCGGAGCUGGGCGCUUGGCCCUGGAUCGUCUCGUUGCAGAAUCAGUUCGGUUUUCCCUUUUGCAGCGGUGUCAUCAUCGACGACCUUUGGAUCUUGACCGCCGCCAGCUGUGUGGCCGGCUUGCGUGCACGCAACCUAAUAGCUUUAGCUGGCACCGUGAGCUCCUGGAAUAACUCGGCGGCAGGUUACUACGUCGAUCAGAUACACAUACACUGCAACUUCGAUAAGCCGCUUUAUCACAACGAUAUUGCGCUGCUGCAUUUGAGUGGUGCAAUCGAGUACAACGCGGAAGUGGCCAAGGUAACGCUCUCGGAGAUCGAUGAACUGCAGCAGGGCGAGCCGCUGAGCUUUGCGGGCUGGGGCACAGAUUCGGUAGAUGGCAGCAAUUCGCAGUAUUUGCUGCAAUCGCAGGGUGACUACUUGCCCGUGACCGAGUGCCGGAAAGUGCUGCAAAACGACGAUGACGUGGACCUCGGCCAUGUGUGCGUCCAGAUGGAGGCGGGCAAGGGUGUCUGCCAUGGCGAUGCCGGUGGACCACUGAUCAAUGCCCAGCAGCAGCUGGUCGGCAUUGGCAAUUGGGGCGUGCCCUGCGGCCGCGGCUAUCCGGAUGUCUACAGCCGUGUGGCAUUCUACAACGAUUGGAUACGCACCAUCACGACAGGCUGUGGCCAGACUGAGGCCUAGAUCGUAAAUCCAUUAUCAGCUCUUGAUUUCUA